Molecule: messenger RNA, 3030 nt
Organism: Solea solea (common sole)
Lineage: Eukaryota; Metazoa; Chordata; Actinopteri; Pleuronectiformes; Soleidae
Gene: fam163ab
Product: family with sequence similarity 163 member Ab
Exons: 5
Coding region: 684-1166 (160 amino acids)
Source: RefSeq, a predicted model, not a curated record
CCUCCUCUCCUCCUCUCCUCCCACUGCCUCCUCUCAUCCAGUCCGUCCAUCCGCGCUCUCCGUCAUUUUGCCUUCUCGUUCAUCACUUGUUGGAUGUAUUUCAGUGAUUUCGUGCCUCCUCGUAGUCCUUUUUGUCUUUCUUGAGAAGAAAGACCACCGCGGUGUGUUAAGGUAAAGGCCAUUUUACAGCUUUUACAUGCGCGUAAAAGGCGCUCGUCCUGCACGGUUGCCACUGUCCGUACCUGCAUGAUUGCGCCUGCCGCUGCACUGUUUCGGUGUCCUCUGAUCGUGGCCGUCCCCACGGUCCUGCUCUCUCUGACCUCCAGUCUGCUGGUCCCACGUACGGCGAGAGCGCCGCGUCCUCCUGGCGGCUCCGUGCGCUCUGGACUCCGGCUCAUUGUUGGAGAAGUUCCGCCGCAGUCCCAUGCGCCGCGCACCUCUGCCCUCAUCCUCCUGCAGCUGCGAUAAGAAUGCUGGUGACUUUUCAUGGUCCAUCUCCGCAGGAUUAGCCCGAGUUGGACAAACGGACCAUGUAAACCAGAUCAGACAUGUGCAUGCAGUGUGGCUUUCCAGUGGUGUGACCUCCUCACUUUGAUUUGACCUCUCUUCACCUUUGCAACCUCUGGACACUCUUCUGAUGUGUUAAGCAACUUUGCUGAACAGUUUGAUGGAGAGCUGGUCGGAUGACAGCUGGAACUGUUGUCAUAACCGGAGGAAUACUGGCCACAGUGAUACUUCUGUGUAUCAUAGCUGUGCUCUGUUACUGUAGACUCCAGUACUACUGCUGCAAGAAGAAUGGCUCCGACAGUGGCUCCAUCUCUCAGCAACACUUUGCCUGCAACGCCUGCAGUGUCACUGGCCUCGACGGAUCCAUUGUCACGCCACUGUCGCUGUCGCCGCCAGAGCCGGCCAGAUCUUCCAAACCCGCAGAGGGGCGACGCAGCUUCUGCCCCACCUGCUCGCCCUACGACUCGCCCUUCUACAUUCGCACCACGGAUGAGAUGCGCAAUGGCGGCGAGCGCGUCACCUACAUGCCCACACACUAUGAGAAUCAGGCACUGGCAAUGCCGCUGCCCGCCGUCCGAGGCUCCUUGCUGAGGGAGACUCAGCGAGGGCGGCCUCCUGAUUUCUAUACUAAUACCCGAGCCAUCAGCACUGAGGUGUGAUCGGCCCAAAACCCCCAAACACACUUGCACACAUACACAGACAUACAGUACACACACAUACACACAAACAAGCUAGCACCACAACAGUGAUUUUGACAUCUAGAGCUGCUACCGGUAAGGAUCUGCUGGAUGAAGGCCUGCUGCUGUGCAGGUUACAUGAUCACAUUUAGGGUUUGAGAGUAUUUAAGUGAGGACGGUCUAAAUCUGCUACUGCAGUGAUGACUCAUACAUGUAGCUCCUCAUUUUCAAACCCUUAAAUUAUAAAUGUUCAAGUUCAUAAAGGCAGUAAUUAUAUAAUUGAUAGUAGAUAAAACUGUAGUGACAAAAUGUCUUCUAAGGAAAAUGUCCUGCGUGAAGGGUCUGUUGACUGUUACUGUGACUGACUGACUGAGGGCUAAGUGCUUGACAGACUGAGAGAUAAUAUAUGGGUUUCUCUUGCUGCACAUCUUCCCAAUGACUGCCACAAGGACAAAAAACAAAACUGUACCGCCAAGUAUGUAGCAGCUGUGAAACAACUUUGUCAUAAGCAGGUCGAUGGAGUAUUAAAUAAAGAAGAAAACUCCAAAGAGCAAAGGAAUGAACGGUCAUAAUCCCCCUCUGCAGUUUCUCUGGAAGCAUGUCCGAGUUGCAGGAAAGGUGGAAGAGUGCACAUGACUGGAGCAGUGUCUAUGCAAGCUGUCUGGCAAAGUAAACUAUUGCAGCUCUUCCUCUCCAGGACUGUCUCCUCUUGGCAGUUUUCAUCCCAUUAACUUUUUAGAAGGAAUAAUCUGAGCAGUGUGUGUGUGUGUGUUUGUGUGUAUGUUUGUGCACCCAUAACAAAUGAAAGUGAAUAUUAUACUUAGUAGCAUUUAAAAACUGGAUUUUGAAUACAAUGCACUCUUAAAUGCCACAGUGGUGAGGUUGAAAUGAGUGGAUCAAGUAGCUCUUUAUCAACAGGGAUGCAAAAAGAUUGAAAUGUAAAUAUUAACCUGAAAACUUCUUAAGAGAGAGAGAGAGAUAGAGAGAUGUGAAGUGAAUAUGAUGUAUUUUGAAUGGAGGAGUGUGAUUUACUACUUUGUGCUAUUUUGUCUACACACCCCUACACUUCUGUACUACUCUCAUGUUGACUUUUUGCAAUGCAAUUCACCGUGUCAUUUCUUUUCCCAUUUUAUUCACACUGUGAGGAAAGUCAGAGUGCACAUUUAUGUGAUUGAAAACACGCUCACAGUGCUCAUUUUCUCCUUGACACUUCUCCACCAUUGCUUGCCAUUCACAAUAAUAUUUCCUGUGAUAUUUGUCUUUCUGUAUUUCUGUGAACAACAGCAAUCAGUGCGGCUGUCUGAGAAAAACUGAUUUGCAUGUCGUGAUAAUGUUGGAUAAAGAGUUUUGGACACGCCGAGUGUUGUCAGUACACAAGCAUUAAACUAAAACCACCCUCCCAUAAACAGUAAUAUAACAAAGUUCAAAUUCAUUGAUCAGCUGCAACUUUCUUUCUCGAUUACAUCUUUGUGAAGCUUAAAUAGACACCAACCACAGUGUUAUAUGCUUUUUUUUCUGGAUUAAAUAAGAAGGGGAAAUAAAUUAACAGAGGACUGGCGAAUGUAUGUGUAUGGGCUAGAAUCUUUAAAGAGGAUUCAAUGUAAGAAACCUUUCUCUGUGUGGUCGUCCACUUAUAUAUUCAAUAAUUUCAUCAGUCAUUUAUUUAGCCAUUGUAUUAACUAUAUCUAUUUUACUACUUUACGUAUCUACUUAUCUUUAAACAUGGAAAAAAAAUGGAUUUAUAGAAAUGUUGUUGAAAUUGCAAUCAUAUAUGAUGAAUACAUAAACAGUCAUAUUUGACAAUGGUGUUCCCUUUUGACAAUUAAAGAUUUGUAACUGCUUGAAA